ACCAAAAGUGACAACAGCAUGCUGAAGCGAAAGCAGAGCUCCAGGGUAGAGGCCCAGCCAGUAACGGAUUUUGGUCCAGAUGAGUCACUGUCUGAUAAUGCAGAUAUUCUGUGGAUCAAUAAGCCAUGGGUGCACUCAUUACUACGCAUCUGUGCAAUUAUCAGUGUCAUUUCCGUUUGUAUGAACACCCCGAAGACCUUUGAGCAUUAUCCUCCCCUUCAGUAUGUGACAAUUGCCCUUGAUACUCUAUUGAUGUUUCUUUAUACUGCAGAGAUGAUUGCAAAAAUGCACAUAAGAGGAAUUGUCAAGGGAGAUACAUCCUAUGUAAAGGAUCGCUGGUGUGUUUUUGACGGCUUCAUGGUAUUUUGUCUUUGGGUAUCCCUAGUACUCCAGGUAUUUGAAAUAGCAGAUGUAGUGGACCAGAUGUCUCCAUGGGGAAUGUUGAGGAUUCCACGUCCGAUGAUAAUGAUUCGAGCUUUCCGCAUUUAUUUCCGAUUUGAGCUGCCAAGAACUAGGAUAACAAAUAUUUUAAAGCGCUCAGGGGAACAAAUCUGGAGUGUCUCCAUAUUUUUGUUAUUUUUUCUUCUCCUCUAUGGAAUUCUUGGAGUUCAGAUGUUUGGAACUUUCACUUAUCAUUGUGUUACAAAUGACACACAGCCAGGAAAUGUGACUUGGAAUAAUCUUGCCAUUCCGGAUACUCAUUGUUCACCAGAUGGAGAAGGAUACCAAUGUCCCCGAGGCUUUAAGUGUAUGGAUCUGGAAAACCUUGGUCUGAGUAGACAGGAACUUGGAUACAGUGGCUUCAAUGAAAUUGGAACCAGCAUAUUUACGGUGUAUGAAGCUGCAUCUCAGGAAGGAUGGGUUUUCCUUAUGUACAGAGCAAUUGACAGUUUCCCCAGAUGGCGUUCCUAUUUCUAUUUCAUUACCCUCAUUUUCUUCCUUGCUUGGCUUGUUAAGAAUGUCUUUAUUGCUGUGAUUAUUGAGACUUUUGCUGAAAUUCGAGUGCAGUUUCAACAGAUGUGGGGCUCACGAAGUAGCACAACGUCAACUGCCACUACCACGAUGUUCCAUGAAGAUGCAGCUGGUGGAUGGCAACUGGUUGCAGUUGACGUGAAUAAACCCCAGGGAAGAGCUCCAGCAUGUCUGCAGAAGAUGAUGAGAUCAUCCAUUUUCCACAUGUUCAUACUAAGCAUGGUUGCAGUGGAUGUAAUUGUAGCUGCCAGCAACUACUAUAAAGGAGAGAACUUUAAAAGACAAUACGAUGAGUUCUAUCUUGCAGAGGUAGCGUUUACUGUACUAUUUGACUUGGAAGCUCUAUUAAAGAUAUGGUGUUUAGGCUUCACAGGCUACAUUAGCUCCUCUCUUCAUAAAUUUGAACUACUGCUAGUGGUUGGGACAACUCUUCACAUUUAUCCUGUGCUUUACCACUCACAAUUCACAUACUUUCAGGUUCUGAGAGUAGUUCGACUGAUCAAGAUAUCGCCUGCACUGGAAGACUUUGUAUAUAAAAUAUUUGGUCCCGGUAAAAAGCUUGGAAGUUUGGUGGUUUUUACUGCUAGCCUUUUAAUUGUCAUGUCAGCAAUCAGUCUGCAGAUGUUCUGCUUUGUGGAAGAGCUGGACCGCUUCACCACAUUUCCUCGGGCAUUCAUGUCAAUGUUCCAGAUUUUGACUCAAGAGGGAUGGGUGGAUGUAAUGGAUCAAACACUUAUUGCUGUAGGACACAUGUGGGCUCCUGUGGUUGCCAUUUAUUUUAUCCUUUACCAUCUUUUUGCCACAUUGAUUUUGCUGAGCUUGUUUGUGGCAGUUAUUUUGGACAAUUUGGAGCUUGAUGAAGAUUUAAAAAAGCUUAAGCAGCUAAAACAAAGUGAAGCAAAUGCUGAUACAAAAGAAAAAUUGCCACUGCGUCUACGUAUCUUUGAAAAAUUCCCCAACAGGCCACAGAUGGUGAAGAUCUCUAAACUUCCUUCUGAUUUUACUGUACCAAAAAUAAGGGAAAGUUUCAUGAAGCAAUUCAUUGACCGGCAACAACAGGAUACUAGCUGCUUACUAAGAAGACUUCCAUCAGCUUCAUCCUCUUCUUGUGAUCAUUCAAAAAGAUCUGGAAUUGAAGAGAAUAAGUACAUUGACCAGAAGUUACGCAAAUCAGUUUUUAGCAUCAGAGCAAGAAAUCUCCUUGAAAAAGAAACUGCAGUAAAUAAAAUACUCAGAGCAUGCACAAGGCAGCGCAUGCUGAGUGGUUCCUUUGAAGGGCAGCCUGCCAAGGAGAGAUCAAUCCUCAGUGUGCAACAUCAUAUACGACAAGAAAGAAGAUCACUAAGACAUGGCUCAAACAGUCAAAGAAUCAGCAGGGGCAAAUCUCUGGAAACCUUAACUCAAGACCACUCCAACACGGUACGGUACAGAAAUGCCCAGAGAGAAGACAGUGAAAUUAAAAUGAUACAAGAAAAGAAGGAGCAAGCAGAGAUGAAAAGAAAAGUACAAGAAGAGGAGCUACGAGAGAAUCAUCCAUAUUUUGACAAGCCACUCUUUAUUGUUGGUCGUGAGCAUAGAUUUCGGAACUUUUGCAGAGUCAUUGUUCGAGCUCGAUUUAAUGCCUCUAAAACGGACCCUAUUACCGGAGCAGUAAAAAAUACCAAAUACCACCAGCUAUAUGACCUCUUGGGAUUGGUGACCUACCUUGACUGGGUCAUGAUCGUUGUUACCAUAUGUUCCUGUAUAUCCAUGAUGUUUGAAUCCCCUUUUAGGAGAGUAAUGCACACACCAACUUUGCAGAUUGCAGAGUAUGUUUUUGUCAUAUUCAUGAGUAUUGAACUGAACUUGAAGAUUAUGGCAGAUGGCUUAUUUUUUACUCCCACAGCUGUUAUAAGGGAUUUUGGAGGAGUGAUGGACAUAUUCAUAUAUCUUGUCAGCUUGAUCUUUCUUUGCUGGAUGCCAUACAAUGUUCCCGCAAAGUCUGGAACGCAGCUUUUAAUGGUACUGCGAUGCCUGAGACCUCUCCGCAUAUUCAAGCUGGUCCCCCAGAUGAGGAAAGUUGUACGUGAGCUCUUUAGCGGAUUCAAGGAAAUAUUUUUGGUGUCUAUUCUGUUACUUACAUUGAUGCUGGUAUUUGCCAGCUUUGGUGUCCAGCUAUUUGCAGGGAAGCUUGCAAAGUGCAAUGAUCCAACUAUUGAUACCCGGGAAAAAUGCCAUGGAAUAUUUAGGAUUAAUGUCAGUGUCUAAAAUUUAAAUUUGAAAUUGAAACCAGAUGAAAAGAAGCCAGGAUUCUGGGUUCCAAGAGUCUGGGCAAAUCCCCGUAACUUUAACUUUGACAAUGUGGGAAAUGCUAUGCUGGCUUUGUUUGAAGUAUUAUCUUUAAAAGGCUGGGUCGAAGUUCGGGAUGUCAUCAUUCAUCGUGUAGGACCUAUACAUGGAAUAUACAUCCAUGUUUUUGUGUUCCUUGGUUGCAUGAUAGGCCUUACUCUCUUUGUUGGUGUGGUGAUUGCCAAUUUCAAUGAAAACAAGGGCACAGCUUUACUGACUGUUGAUCAAAGAAGAUGGGAAGAUCUAAAGAGCAGACUCAAGAUAGCUCAACCACUUCACCUCCCUCCUCGUCCAGAUAAUGAUGGCUUCAGAGCACGAAUGUACGACAUCACACAGCAUCCAUUUUUCAAGAGAACUAUUGCAGUUCUGGUCUUGGCGCAAUCAGUUCUUCUUUCUGUCAAGUGGGAUGUUGAUGACCCUUCUACUGUUCCUCUAGCACUAUAUCAGUAGUUUUUACCUCAUUUUGUUCUAGAGGUAACAAUGAAGAUAACCGCUAUGUCACCAGCUGGAUUUUGGCAGAGUAGAAGAAAUCGAUAUGACCUUCUUGUGACAUCACUUGGUGUCAUUUGGGUGGUACUUCAUUUUGCCUUACUAAAUGAAUAUACAUAUAUGAUGGGCGCUUGUAUAAUAGUCUUCAGGUUUUUCUCCAUAUGUGGAAAACAUGUUACACUGAAAAUGUUAUUACUCACUGUUGUCGUCAGCAUGUACAAGAGUUUCUUCAUUAUUGUGGGAAUGUUUUUAUUGCUUCUUUGCUAUGCUUUUGCUGGGGUUGUUCUUUUUGGAACAGUGAAAUAUGGCGAAAACAUCAAUAGGCAUGCCAACUUCUCAACGGCAGGUAAAGCUAUUACGGUACUAUUCAGGAUAGUAACUGGGGAAGACUGGAAUAAAAUAAUGCAUGACUGUAUGGUACAGCCACCAUUCUGUACUCCAGAUGACACAAGAUACUGGGAAACCGACUGUGGCAAUUAUGCUGGAGCACUGAUGUAUUUCUGUUCGUUUUAUGUUAUCAUUGCCUACAUAAUGUUAAACCUACUGGUUGCCAUAAUUGUGGAAAACUUCUCUUUGUUCUACUCCACUGAAGAAGACCAACUACUAAGUCCUAAUGAUCUUAGACAUUAUCAAAUUAUAUGGAACAUGGUAGAUGACAAAAGAGAGGGUGUCAUUCCAGCAUUCCGUGUGAAGUUCCUCUUGAGACUACUACGUGGCCGCCUAGAAGUGGACUUGGAUAAAGACAAGCUUCUAUUUAAGCACAUGUGCUAUGAAAUGGAACGGUUACAUAGCGGUGGUGAUGUGACUUUUCAUGAUGUGCUCAGCAUGCUGUCAUACAGAUCUGUGGACAUCAGGAAGAGCCUUCAGCUGGAGGAAUUGCUGGCAAGGGAACAACUGGAGUAUACCAUAGAAGAAGAAGUGGCUAAGCAAACCAUACGUAUGUGGCUCAAAAAAUGCCUCAAACGUAUACGAGCGAAACAACAACAGUCCUGCAGCAUCAUUCACAGCCUUCGAGAGAGUCAGCAGCAAGAGCUUAGUCGGUUCCUGAAUCCUCCCAGUAUUGAGACAACACAGCCCAGUGAUGAUAUGAAUCUAAAUAACCAGGAUAAUGCACAACCAGAGACAAGUAGUCAACAGCAGCUUCUAAGCCCAACGCUUUCUGACAGAGGAAGCUAUAGACAAGAUUCUAUUGAAGCUGGUAAACGUCUGAGAAGAUUUGGCCAGUGGCACCUACCGGCAGCACCAAAGCCUAUAAGUCAUUCUGUAUCCUCUGUCAAUUUACGCUUUGGUGGUCGCUCCACUAUGAAGUCUGUAGUGUGCAAGAUGAAUGCCAUGUCGGAUGCUGCUUCUUGUGGUUCAGAAGUCAAGAAAUGGUGGACAAGGCAACUUACCGUAGAGAGUGAUGAAAGUGGAGAUGAUCUACUUGACAUGUAAGGACAACGCAAGCAAAACUCAAAGCAACAUUUAGAUUACAUUUUUAUAAUGGAAACUAAUGUGUACUCAUUAUUACUAGGUUGUCGGUCUAAAGGAUGCUUCAUGUCAAGUGAGGAGAGACAAAUUCUGUUAUUCAGUAUUAUUGAGCUCACAGUGAAAUGCGGAAUAUAAAUGUGACAAAAAAUUAUAAAGCUGUCCAUAGAUAUGAGAUGGCAACAUUCGUUCCUUAGAACAAUCAGUAAAUAAACAUGCAGAGUUCUAUCUGCUGAAUGUGCAUGUUUAUGCACCGAGUAGACCUUAUUUCACAGGAGUAAUAACAGUCAGCUGGUAAAAUCCAUUCUAGGUGAACAAUUCUUCCCUUAAAAUCAAGUGCCUCUAGAGCAGGGGUUUCAAACUCAAUUUCAUCAUGGGCCACAUCAGCAUUAUGAUUGCCCUCAAAAGGG
Rana temporaria (common frog) is the source of this 5666-nucleotide messenger RNA. It is a transcript of the gene NALCN, whose product is annotated as sodium leak channel, non-selective. Gene Ontology annotation, cellular component: membrane. Lineage: Eukaryota; Metazoa; Chordata; Amphibia; Anura; Ranidae. Gene Ontology annotation, biological process: transmembrane transport; monoatomic ion transport. The record is from RefSeq and is a predicted model, not a curated record. Gene Ontology annotation, molecular function: monoatomic cation channel activity.